CUUGACAAAGGGACCCCAGAGCAGAGAAGGGGCCCCGUAACUUUCCUGGUUGUCCUGGAAACCCACCUGCCCAUGCUGCUGCCUGUUACCCUCUCCUCUCCUGCAAGCCUGGACCUUUUUCCCCAGAGCUGCACCCUGCACCUGCUCCCCUGGCUCUGUCCAUUGGUGGGCCCCUCUUAGCUUGGCCCCCAGGUUGCCAGCUCCUUCAGGGAUCAGUCUGUGGGCAGGGCUGGACAGAGAGAGGGCCUGCCAUGGAGCCAGGGAGGGGUCAGGACACCUGAGGAAGGUUUCCACCAGUACACAGCUCUCCACACCAGGAUAAGCAGAGCAAAACCACAGGGGUAACCUCUUGGCAACUCAUGUAUACAUACGCAUGUACCCCCAGGGGGGCAGUUUCCUUAUGGAGAUGUAGACUUGUCCACAGUUGUGUUAUGAGUGACUAGGAGGAAGGGGGUGGAAUCUUUCUGUGUGCCCCUUCCUGAGCAGGAAAGGGUGAUUGGGCCACUGAGUCCUAACCUCAAGGAGUCUCCCCUAGGGAAUUUCUGCAGUCCCCCCUCCCCCAGGCCCUGACGCCUGCCCUUCGUGCCCAGCCGUACUUGGCAGCCCCACCAGCUCAGGCUCUGGGUGCCAGCUGGUGUGGACCUGUCACUCAAGCCCAGGCGGGGACGGCUGGUUGUGGGGGCUAUUUAAGUCCAACUCCCUGGUCUGCCCCUCCCAGCAGCUCUGCUACUGGCCACCUGCUGCUGCCUGUUGUGCCUGGAAUGCUGAUUGGCAGUUGGCUGGGGUGGGGGCUGGGGAUGCUGUUAUAAAACUGGGGUGAUCGGGAGGCAGCCAUCCCAUCCAGAGCCCCCGUGUCCCGCUGCUGUCAUGGCCUCCCACCGCCUAGUGAUGGUCCGGCAUGGCGAGAGCACGUGGAACCAGGAGAACCGUUUCUGCGGCUGGUUUGAUGCAGAGCUGAGUGAGAAGGGGGCCGAGGAGGCCAAGCGGGGAGCCCAGGCCAUCAGGGACGCCAAGAUGGAGUUUGACAUCUGCUACACGUCGGUGCUGAAGCGGGCCAUCCGCACCCUCUGGACCAUCCUGGAUGGCACGGACCAGAUGUGGCUGCCCGUGGUGCGUACCUGGCGCCUCAAUGAGCGGCACUACGGGGGCCUAACGGGCCUCAACAAGGCAGAGACAGCCGCCAAACAUGGCGAGGAGCAGGUGAAGAUCUGGAGACGCUCCUUUGACAUCCCGCCGCCCCCCAUGGAUGAGAAGCACCCCUACUAUAGCUCCAUCAGCAAGGAGCGUCGCUACGCAGGCCUGAAGCCGGGGGAACUGCCCACUUGCGAGAGCCUCAAGGACACCAUCGCCAGGGCCCUGCCCUUCUGGAAUGAGGACAUCGCCCCCCAGAUCAAGGCCGGCAAAAGAGUGCUCAUCGCAGCCCAUGGGAACAGCCUGCGGGGCAUCGUCAAGCAUCUGGAAGGGAUGUCAGACCAGGCCAUCAUGGAGCUGAACCUGCCCACAGGGAUCCCCAUUGUAUAUGAGCUGGACCAGGCGCUGAAACCCACCAAGCCCAUGCGGUUCCUGGGUGACGAGGAGACAGUGCGGAAGGCCAUGGAGGCUGUGGCGGCCCAGGGCAAGGCCAAGUGAGGGGUGGGCUUGGGGCAAUAAAGACACCUCCUCCCAG
This is a messenger RNA of Galeopterus variegatus (Sunda flying lemur), 1666 nucleotides long. Its product is annotated as phosphoglycerate mutase 2. The transcript is spliced from 3 exons. Gene Ontology annotation, biological process: glycolytic process. The record is from RefSeq and is a predicted model, not a curated record. Gene Ontology annotation, molecular function: intramolecular phosphotransferase activity. Bases 868 to 1629 code for a protein of 253 amino acids. NCBI's taxonomy places the organism in Eukaryota, Metazoa, Chordata, Mammalia, Dermoptera, Cynocephalidae.